Molecule: messenger RNA, 1041 nt
Organism: Cornus florida
Lineage: Eukaryota; Viridiplantae; Streptophyta; Magnoliopsida; Cornales; Cornaceae
Exons: 1
Coding region: 1-1041 (346 amino acids)
Source: RefSeq, a predicted model, not a curated record
AUGGCUUCGUCAUCACAAGCUUUUCCUUUGGCAGACUCUAAUUCUUCAUCUUCCUCGUCGUCCUCUUCGGAAGGUGAUCCUUUUGGGGCGUUGAUUCAACAGGAUCAAGAUGAAUUCUAUGAGAUUAUGAAUUCAGUGAGGCCAGAAAUAGUCGAGCAAGUAUUUCAAGUCCGUAAAAAGAAGCAGUACAUUCAUCGUGACCGAGAGGGAAGUCACUAUCAGCUAAUGAAAGACUACUUCAAUGAGAAUUGCACAUAUCCACCGGAGUACUUUCACAGGCGAUUCAGGAUGCAACGAGAACUUUUUCUUCAUAUCCUUAAUGCUGUCAAAGCUUAUGAUGACUACUUUGUCCAAAAAAAGGAUGCAACUGGUCGUCUGGGGUUGUCUUCUAUACAGAAGAUGGCAACUGCUGUUCGUAUAAUCGCAUAUGAUUGUGCAGCCGAUCACUAUGAUGAGUAUAUUAAAAUCAACGAGAACACUGCCAUUAAAUGCUUGAAGGCAUUUUGUAAUGCUAUUGUUGCUAUGUAUACAGAGGAGUAUAUGCGCCCACCCAACGAAGCCGACAUAGCACAGUUGGUUGAAGAAGGGGAGCAGAGAGGUUUUUCGGGUAUGCUUGGUUAUAUCUAUUGUAUGCACUGGGAGUGGAAGAAUUGCCCAGUGGAGUGGCAAGGCACACAUAGGGGACGAUCUGGUAAGAAUACUCUCGUAUUGGAAACAGUUGCCUCACAAGAUUUGUGGAUCUGGCAUGCAUUCUUCAGAAUGCCGGGUUCACACAAUGAUAUAAAUGUGUUGGAUCAUUCCUCGGUAUUUAACGGCAUCAUCAAUGGCCAAUUACCUCCGGUUAAUUAUGUAGUGAAUGGACAUCACUAUAGAAUGGGGUAUUACAUGUCUGAUGGUAUAUACCCUAAGUGGGCAACUUUGAUGCAGACCAUCCCGCACCCAACUACUACAAAAGAAAAAUUAUUUGCUCAGCGACAAGAGGUAGCAAGAAAAGAUGUGGAACGGGCUUUGGUAUUGCAAAUCAAGUGGGUAAUAAUGUAA